AUGACGCGACUCACUGAGCACCGCCAGCUCUCAGAGCACCAAGUCCAUCCUGACGCCUCUUCCCUCGCACCUCUCCUCCCCGCCUCCGCUCCACUACCACACGAAUCAACCCGACUCCACAAACCUCCUCGUUGGUGGCGCGAUCCUUCCUCCCCUUACCACUCUUCUUCCCCUUCCUCCCCCCUCGCACUCUCCGGUCUACACCGCGAACCCAACACCUGGGCCAAGCUUCGAUACCUUUACCGCGAAGAGUUGGCUGAAUUCUUCGGCACCUUCAUCAUCCUCAUUUUCGGUGCUGGUGUCGAAUGUCAAGUUAACUUACACUAUCAUUCUUCCGCCACAAGAGAUGUUGCUGCAUACGGAAGUUAUUUCGAGGCAAGGUUGGCUUGGGCAGCAGGAGUUGCUAUGGCGGUUUGGAUUUCUGGUGGCAUAUCUGGUGGACAUUGUAAUCCUUCCGUCACCAUUGCGCUCGCUCUGUUUCGAGGCUUUCCCAAGAGAAAAGUGCUACCUUUCAUCUUUGCCCAGACACUAGGUGCUACUUUUGCUUCUCUUUUGGUCUAUGCUAACAACUUGACCGCUAUCAAUGCCUUUCAAGGAGGAGAUGGAGCCCGUACAGUCACAGGCCCUAAGAGUACAGCUGGGCUAUUCUUCACCCUCCCAGCCCCGGAACUCUCCUUGAGCUCAGCCUUCUUUUCGGAACUCUUCGCAACUUCAAUCCUCCUCUUUCUAGUCUUGGCCCUAGCAGAUCCAGCCAACCUAAAACCACCGCGGGGUACGCAACCUUUUGCGAUGUUUAUCGUCCUCCUCGGAAUCGGCUCCUCUCUGGGGUACAACACAGGAUAUGCGAUUAAUGGCGCAAGAGAUACCGGCCCCAGAAUCGCACUGUGGCUAGUGGGGUAUGGAAGAGAGGUAUGGACUCAUAAUGGGUGGUAUUGGUUCUGGAAUCCUUGGUUGAGUAGUGUGUUGGGUGGUGUAGUGGGAGCGGGGAUGUAUGAUGCCUUUUUGUAUACUGGCCUGGAUAGUCCGGCUAACCGGCCGAGGCUGGUGAGGGGAGGAGGGGAUGGGUAUGGGCCGUUGGGACAGGAGGAGGAGGGCGAGGGCAUGUGA
This is a messenger RNA of Ustilago hordei, 1107 nucleotides long. RefSeq lists its product as uncharacterized. The transcript has a single exon. Gene Ontology annotation, biological process: water transport; glycerol transmembrane transport. Gene Ontology annotation, molecular function: glycerol channel activity; water channel activity. The record is from RefSeq and is a predicted model, not a curated record. Gene Ontology annotation, cellular component: plasma membrane. NCBI's taxonomy places the organism in Eukaryota, Fungi, Basidiomycota, Ustilaginomycetes, Ustilaginales, Ustilaginaceae. Bases 1 to 1107 code for a protein of 368 amino acids.